This is a messenger RNA of Drosophila suzukii, 1727 nucleotides long. The record is from RefSeq and is a predicted model, not a curated record. Lineage: Eukaryota; Metazoa; Arthropoda; Insecta; Diptera; Drosophilidae.
AUGAAUCUUACUCCACCAGAACUAUCAAUUAUUAAGCAAAAAUCACUUAAAAUUGAUCAAGAGCUGGAAUUAUCACAAAGAAAAUCAAAAGAAUUACAGCUGUUCAUUAAAAGUUUUACAUCAAAAUUGGAACUACUUAAUGAGAAAAUAUAUAAAAAAAGGAUGCACCAUGAUAUUGAAGAAACUGAUUUCGAGCACGAGCAGGCUGACCAAACCCAAAAACUUAAGGUUGCCGAGCUCGGAGUACUAAAGUUGGAAGAAACAAUUAAUGACCUGCAAAACGAAAUUGAGCUUCAAAAAGAUUUCGUUAUAGAUAACCACAGAGAAACAUUAUCGUGGGAAACUAAAUAUAAAUUGCUUGAGGAAACUAUAGAGUGGUCGAAACUAGAGCGAUCUGUAAACGGAGAAAUCGGUCAGAUGAAAACAGAAAUUCAUCGCAUGACUAUAAGAUAUGCUCAACUAAAACGAGCACAGGAAAGUCUUGUUCUAGAUCUAGAACAUUGCGUUAUGCACCGGGAACAAAUAUUUGUCAAUGCAUCAGUGAAAGAACACUUACAAGGCAAACUAAAAAAAUUAAAAAAUGCUUCUCAUGUUCAGGUCAGACUUGAUGAAGUUCAUAAUAGAACUAAACUCAUAAGUAAUGAAAUAAAGUUAUUGUCGGAAAAGCACUUAAUUGAUGAUGUCAACAAAAUUGAGCGCAUGAUUUAUAUGUUACGAAGAAUUGAAACGGAUCUUAAAGAAAUAUUGAAGGAUGAUGCCAACAUUCAGGAUCGAAUCCAAGAAGGGAUUUUAGCUAAGCAUGCAAAUUUGGAGCAAAUAAUACGGAAACAAAUUAGAGCAAAAGCUUAUCGAAGACUUAAUUUAUUAAAAUCAAAGCAGAAAAUUGUUCGAUCAGAGCUGGCGGUACAACAAAUAUCACAAAAGCAAUGCGAGCUCAAUGAAAGUCUUACGGAAAUCGCACAGAAUCUAUUACUCGGCUUUCCUAAUAGCAAAACAUUUUUUACAAAAGUACUUCACGUUUUAAAAGACUAACUGAAAUAAAUAAAAAUACGCAUAUUGGAGCUAAAAAAACGUCAAUAAAGAAACCAAAAGAUUAAUGUUUGAACAGUAGGAGAGAUUUCCUUAAAUCAUCAUCAGCAUUAUCGAUUUAGCGUCGCUUGGUACCGGUUGCGUUUAUCCUGUGCUCUAUGAUUUUGUCCAUUUGCUGAUUAAUAUCUGUGGUACUGGUGUCCUGUUUUGUAACCUGACCCAACAGAACAGCCGUGUGUGUUUUUUAAAUAUGUUUUUUGUAGUCAAUUUGUCUACUUAAUAAUAGGAAAUAAGGAACGUGCAUUCUAUUUUUAACUUUUUGUACGCUGUUUGUGCAUUCGUUUCAAUCACAGCUUUUGUUGUUGUUUCUCAUAGCUCUCUGUAGUCUCUCUCCCGCUUCUUUUCGCUUAAACUCUUGUCGUGUAUAUUUUGCUUAUGCUUCCCAGGCUACUCUCUCGCGCCAACUACAUUUUUAUUUAUUGAUCCCAGUGUCAAAUUGACUGAGGUAUUUAUAAUUCUUUUGAUUUUUGUUUUAUAAAAAACACUUUUUUUAAUUUUAGAUUUAUAAAUAUAAAUUUAAAAGAGGCAUUUUUUGUUCAAAAAAGAUUGUCAGUUUGGAUCAUCACCUAAUAACGUUUUAAUUUACUCUCUGCAAUACACUCAUACAUUCUAAUGUACCGGACUUGUUGGCAGAAUAA